Molecule: messenger RNA, 4868 nt
Organism: Boleophthalmus pectinirostris (great blue-spotted mudskipper)
Lineage: Eukaryota; Metazoa; Chordata; Actinopteri; Gobiiformes; Gobiidae
Gene: pik3r4
Product: phosphoinositide-3-kinase, regulatory subunit 4
Exons: 24
Coding region: 369-4397 (1342 amino acids)
Biological process (GO): protein phosphorylation; late endosome to vacuole transport; autophagy of peroxisome
Cellular component (GO): nucleus-vacuole junction; phosphatidylinositol 3-kinase complex, class III, type I; phosphatidylinositol 3-kinase complex, class III, type II
Molecular function (GO): ATP binding; protein binding; protein serine/threonine kinase activity
Source: RefSeq, a predicted model, not a curated record
CGCCGCGGCUAGUUCCGGUUAGCCUUUAGCUCCAGCGCGUCGGUUCUUCGGUUCUUUUUUUCACGCAGUGUUUUUCUUUUCACCCGGGACACCGCGCUCCCCGCGCGCUCACGCACCUUUACACAUGUAGUGCGUGAAAGCCGCGCACUUUGGACCUGAAAACCGCAGUUUAUCUCCAGCGCCGCAGCAGCUCGUGACCACCGCGGCUAAAGCCAAAGCUAACAACAACUACAACAACAAACAACAACAACAACAACAAACACCAGAGAGAAAAAGAACCACACCCGGGAGAAAGACACACACCCGGGAGAAAGACACACACCCGGGAGAAAGACAGACGCAGCCGGGGAAGAGUCUCCAGACGCAGGAUGGGGAACCAGCUGGCGGGCAUCGCUCCAUCGCAGAUCCUCUCCGUGGACAGUUACUUUUCAGACAUCCACGAUUAUGAGUACGACAAGAGCCUGGGCAGUACCCGCUUCUUCAAAGUGGCACGAGCCAAACACCGAGAGGGGCUGGUCGUGGUCAAAGUCUUCGCCAUCCAGGACCCGUCUCUGCCGCUCACGAGUCACCGUCAGGAGCUGGAGGAGCUGAAGAUUCGUCUUCACUCGUGUCAGAACUGUCUGCCCUUCCACAAAGCCUCGCUCACCGAGAAGGCCGGGAUCCUCUUCAGGCAGUACGUCCGAGACAACCUGUACGACCGGAUCAGCACCAGGCCGUUCCUGAAUAACAUAGAGAAGCGUUGGUUGGCGUUCCAGAUCCUGAGCGCGGUGGAACAGUCUCACCGCUCCGGCGUCCGUCACGGCGACAUCAAGUCUGAGAACAUCAUGGUGACGAGCUGGAACUGGGUCCUGCUCACGGACUUCGCCAGCUUCAAACCCACGUUCCUCCCGGAGGACAACCCGGCCGACUUCAACUACUUCUUCGACACGUCGCGCAGACGCACGUGUUACAUCGCCCCCGAGAGGUUCGUGGACGGGACUAUGUUCACCACGGAGAGCGACCAGACCACGCCCCUCGUCGACCUGACCAAUAACAACCAGAGGAGCCGCGGCGAGCUCAAGGCCGCCAUGGACAUCUUCUCUGCAGGUUGUGUGAUCGCAGAGUUGUUCACUGAAGGUGUUCCGCUCUUCGACUUGUCUCAGCUCUUGGCCUAUCGCAAAGGACUUUACCAAACUGAACCUGUGCUGCAGAAGAUCGAAGACCACAGUGUGCGCCAGCUGGUGUCUCACAUGGUCCAGUUGGACCCAGAGAAGCGUCUGUCUGCAGACGAGUACCUGAAGCAGCAGAGGGGACGAGCUUUUCCUGAUGUUUUCUACUCGUUUCUCCAAAACUACAUGGUCCAGUUCACCACCGAGUCCCUGCAGCCCGCGGACGAACGGGUCCUGCUCGUGCACCGGGACCUGGACCACAUCCUGGACCGACUCAGCUCCGGCCCCGCCCCGUCCCCUGGCCCCGCCCCCUCCUCGUCCUCUGCCCCGACCCCGGAGCCUUCCCUCUCCCCAGACGCCUCGGUGAGCUCUCGGGAGGAGCAGGGGCUGACGGUGCUGGUGUCGGUGCUCACCUCGUGCCUCCAGACGCUUCACUCGUGCGACAGUAAACUGGCGGCUCUGGACCUGGUUCUGCGGCUGGCGCCUCGUCUGGGCGUGGACUUCCUCCUGGACCGCAUCACGCCGUACCUGCUGCACCUGUGCGCCGACGCCGUGCCGCGUGUGCGCGCCCAGGCCCUGCGCACACUCACCCGCGUCCUGGGCAUGGUCAAGGAGGCUCCGAGGAACGACACCAACAUCUACCCCGAGUACAUCCUGCCCGGAAUCGCUCAACUGGCUCAAGAUGAAGCCACCAUCGUACGACUCGCAUACGCAGAGAACAUCGCUCAGUUGGCGGAGAGCGCUCUCAGGUUCCUGGAGUUGGUUCAGGAGACUCACGUCAACACAGAACAGGAAGUGAAUGAAGAAACAGAAGAAACACUGCAGCACAACGACACCUACGACUCAGAGCUCCAGGCGCUCCACGAGAUGGUGCAGCAGAAGGUGGUGACGCUCCUGUCGGACCCGGAGAACAUGGUGAAGCACAGUCUGAUGGAGGCGGGAAUCACCCGACUCUGCGUUUUCUUCGGCCGCCAAAAGGCCAACGACGUCCUGCUCAGUCACAUGAUCACCUUCCUCAACGACAAGAGCGACUGGCACCUGCGCGGCGCCUUCUUCGACUCUAUCGUGGGCGUGGCGGCGUACGUGGGCUGGCAGAGCUCGUCGAUCCUGAAGCCGCUCCUGCAGCAGGGCCUCAGCGACACCGAGGAGUUUGUGAUUUACAAAACUCUGAACGCUCUGACGUGUAUGUGCGACCUGGGCCUCCUCCAGAGACAACACAUCAACGAGUUUGUGUCCGACAUCGCUCCGUUCCUGUGCCAUCCAAACCUGUGGAUUCGUUACGGCGCCGUGGGCUUCAUCACCGUCGUGGCCAAACACCUGAACGUGGCCGACGUUUACUGCAAACUCCUGCCCCACCUGAGCCCCUUCCUCAGCCAGCCCAUCAUCCAGAUCGAUAACGAGCUGGUGUUACUGAGCGUGCUCAAAGCUCCGGUGAGUCGCUCCAUCUUCGACUACACCCUGCGCUCCAAAGACAUCUCCAGCCUCUUCCGCCACCUGCUGCUCAGACAGAAGCAGCGCAGCGGCAGCCUCCCCGAGUGCCCGGCCCCCGAGGACCCCAACAUCGCCCAACUGCUCAAGAAACUCCUGUCCCAGGGCAUGACGGAGGAGGAGGAGGACAAACUGUUGGCGUUGAAGGAUUUCAUGUUGAAGUCGAACAAGGCGAAGGCGUCGAUGGCGGAGCAGAGUCAGACUGAGCGCGCUCAGAGCGGCAUCAUCGACCUGGGAACACUCGGCAUCAUGGGACGCCAGGUCGACCUGGUGAAACCACGACCCGACUCCGACGACAAGAGAGCUCGUAAACACACCAAACAGGACUCAACGAUGAAUGAGGAGUGGAAGAGCAUGUUUGGAUCCCAAGAACCGACCUCCACCUCUGCUACACCCUCAGAGGUGUGUCAGAAGCGUUCGUCGGCUCCGCCCUCGAUCCCUGUGGUCCAGUCCUGGUCCGGUCCGGGUUUUCAGAGGAGGUUCCACAGCUGCAGGUCUGAUCUUCAGACUCUGGUGCAGCUGAAGCGAGAACAGAGCAGCGCCGAGAGGAUGGCCAAGCACCUGCUGGAGAGCGCCGAGUGGGAGAGCCGCCCGCCGCCGCCAGGGUGGCAUCCUAAAGGUCUUCUGGUCGCUCACCUUCACGAGCACAAAGCCGCCGUCAACAGGAUCCGAGUCUCAGACGAACACUCCAUCUUCGCCACGGCCUCCAACGACGGAACCGUCAAAGUGUGGGACAGCCAGAAGAUGGAGGGCAAGACCACCACCACCAGGUCGGUCCUGACGUACGCUCGACUCGGUGGACAUGUGAAGACUCUGUCGUUCUGUCAGGGGUCUCAUUAUCUCGCCGUCGCCUCCGACAACGGCGCCGUCCAGCUCCUCGCCAUCGAAGCCAACAAACCGCCCAAGUCCCCCAAAGUCCAGCCCUUCCAGACCAGGACGCUGGACCUGUCGGAGGAGGGCUGCGUGGUGGACCUGCAUCACUUUAACUCGGGGGCCCAGUCGGUGCUGGCGUACGCCACAGUGAACGGAUCCCUCGUGGGGUGGGACCUGCGUCAAGGGACCAACGCCUGGACCCUGAAACACGACCUGAGGCUCGGACUCAUCACCUCCUUCUGCGUCGACAUGCACCAGUGCUGGCUCUGCCUGGGCACGAGCAGCGGCACCAUGGCCUGCUGGGACAUGAGGUUCCAACUGCCCAUCUCUAACCACGCCCACCCGGCCCGCGCCCGCGUCCGCAGACUCCUCAUGCACCCGCUGUACCAGUCCUCUGUGAUCGCAGCUGUCCAGGGGAAUAACGAGGUGUCGAUGUGGGACAUGGAGACCGGAGACAGGAAGUUCACGCUGUGGGCAAGCUCCGCCCCCCCUCUGUCCGAGAUGCAGCCUUCUCCUCACAGUGUCCACGGGAUCUACUGCAGUCCAGCCGACGGGAACCCACUGCUCCUGACCGCCGGCUCCGACAUGAGGAUCAGGUUCUGGGACCUGGUGUACCCUGAGCGUUCGUACAUCGUGUCAGGAGGAGCUCACGACUCGCUGCACUGUCCCUCUGUCCUCUACAGCCGCAAGAUCAUCGAGGGAACCGAGGUGGUGCAGGAGAUCCACAGUAAACAGAAGUCUGGUUCUUCGGAGGACGGUCCGCGCAGAGGACCAGAUGCCCUCCCAGUGGGACACCACGACAUCAUCACGGACAUCGCCACGUUCCAGACGACGCAGGGUUUCAUCGUGACGGCGUCUCGCGACGGUAUCGUCAAAGUGUGGAAGUGAACCGACAACCUCACCGUAAGAGGGCGCCACCGUCAACCACCCACAAUCCACUGCUCUGUUCUACUGUUCUAAUGUUCCACUGUUCUACUGUUCUACUGUUCCACUGUUCUAAUGUUCUGUUGUCAUUUAUACUGACACACACACUCACACAUCAGAACAUCAGAACAUUAGAACAUUAGAACAUUAGAACAUUAGGACAGUAGAACAUGACUCUUGGUUCACAUAGUGAAGUUUUAAACCAUGAGUUUGUUUUUGGAGUCAUCAGAGUUUGAGUCUGGACUUUUGCUCCUGUCUGGACUUUUGCUCCUGUCUGGACUUUUGCUCCUGUCUGGACUUUUGCUCCUGUCUGGACUUUUGCUCCUGUCUGGACUUUUGCUCCUGUCUGGACUUUUGCUCGUGUCGUUUGUUGGUUUAUUUUCUGCUGUAAAGUGUCAUAAAAUGAAAUCGAAUAAAUCUGUGUGAAAAAUCGUG